GAACAGAUGCUUUUUCAGGAGACUUGCACCAGGAGGCUCGGAUCGGGCUUCGAGAUUACAUGUCUGUCAUGGGAUAUGUCCUCUGAAGGGAGUACUCGGAUUGCAGUCGGAACAAGGGACAAGAUAGUUCAGGUACUUGUUCUAAACACGAACUCGCAACUGGAGGCCGUUUUCGCGGUGCGACUGGACAACACUGUGCCGAAGUCUGUAGCAUUUGCAGACGAUAAAGGCGUUUAUGUGUUUGGACUAUAUGACGGCAACUUCAUCAAGCUGAAGGGGGAUGACGGCGCAGUAGUGAAGGAAUACAGUUGCCAAUCGGUGAUCGGACAUGCGGCAAUCAACCAGAAGAGGGGUGUGUUCUUGGUAGACAACGCAACCGACGGGUUUACAUUGUACCGACUUCUCGGUGAUGAGGAGCCAGUUCGAACUUUCAUCACCGCUCCUCCCAGUGUAUCAGUCCCAAAGCAGGUGGCAUUCGGUGCCGAAGGGAGGUUGGUGGUAGGUGGGAGUGACAAUGGUUUGGUAUAUAUAUUCGAGAGGAAAACGGGGAAGUUACUGGAGAGUCUUCAUCACUCCAAUGCCAGCCUGGUGCAGACAAUAGCU
Molecule: messenger RNA, 603 nt
Organism: Suillus fuscotomentosus
Lineage: Eukaryota; Fungi; Basidiomycota; Agaricomycetes; Boletales; Suillaceae
Exons: 2
Molecular function (GO): protein binding
Source: RefSeq, a predicted model, not a curated record